AUGUCGCAGGAUAAGUGUCAUCCAACAGCGAUGGACAAGAAAAGACUGAAACCUUUUUGUAAUUGGAGGACUCUUGCUAUAUUACUUCUUCUUUCUCUUGCAUUUACCUGCUUCACUAUACUUUUGUUACUGUUAGGAAGUGAUAAUUCUCGAUAUGUGUGUGAGCAGUCAACCAAGUCGGUGUAUUCAUCAGCGUCAACAGGCCUAUUCCCUUCAGGUGCAUGGCAUAAUAUACAUAUUAAAGCAACUGUUUUAAAGCCAUUACCCGAAAGUUUCGAAUUGGGACAACAAAUCGAAGCCGAUCUACCUCCAGGAGUUAUUGUUUAUUCAUAUUUUGCGGUACAAAAGAAUAGUCGAAUAAUUUUCAAUAUAUCCGUCAACUCACAAGCACAGUUGGUCAUUUAUGGUAGACGAACAGCAUUACCUUCACCAGCUACCCAUGACUUCAUGGAUAUUGUUCAUGCAGACUGGUUAACCAUUUCCGGAAAUUCGUCAGACACCCGACUGAAACGUUUCACACCGUUACUCCGGACAGCGAUCCUGACACACUACUUGCUAAGUGGACGAUGGCAUAUCGGACUACUGAAUGAUAUCUUACAGCCAUUCCCAAUACGUCUUGUUGCUGCGGUGAUUGCUGAUCAGGUGGCGGACGAAAGGACCGAUGAUUGUCGUUAUGAUUGUACAGGACAUGGACAGUGCAAAGAUGGUAAAUGUUAUUGUUUUCCGGGAUACAGCGGAACUUACUGCGAAGAAAAUUCAUGUCCUGUACUGUGCAGUGGAAAUGGAAUAUUUUCUGGUGGUCAGUGUAUAUGCCAUGAAGGUUACAAAGGUCCUGAUUGUGACUUAUUGGCGCACUGGUGCGAAGCACCUAACUGCAAUGGACAUGGUCAAUGUAAUCAGUUCGGUGAUUGCGAAUGCGACAUUGGUUGGAAGGGUACUUUCUGUGACAAGAAAGAUUGCAAGGAUUCUCAAUGUAGUGGUCACGGUGUGUGUCAUAACGAGAAAUGUUAUUGCGAGGAUGGAUAUCGCGGGGAACAGUGUGGUGAAAUAUAUCUAGCGGAGAGCUGCAUCGGUAAAGAACUUCAGUUACGCGACAUUGAACCAGAAUCAGACGCAGAUUCAGCUUGUACCAAUCGUGGAAGAGUUGAUUCAGAGUCAGGCCUCUGCAUUUGUAUUCCUGGAUAUCACGGAAGCAAAUGUGAAUUAGAACGAUGUGAAGUGGAGUGCAUGAACGGUAAAUGUGGUAAUGGUGUAUGCGUUUGUGAUGAAGGAUGGACAGGUAUGGAUUGCACGGAACUGAAGUGUCUUCCUGGAUGUGAACAGCAUGGACAUUGCAAUAAUGGUACUUGCAUGUGCAGCAAGGGUUGGAAUGGAGAAAAUUGUUAUAUUGCUGGAUGUAUUAAUGAUUGCAACGGACAUGGUGUUUGUCGGUUGUUUUCCGGACAAUGGAAAUGUGCAUGUCAUACAUCAUAUUUUGGCGAGAACUGUUCUCUGCCAGUCGAGUCAAGUUGUAGUGAUGGUGUUGACAAUGACAACGACGGUCUAAUAGAUUGCGAAGAUUCGGAAUGCUGUAUGGAUAGUAGCUGUUCAUCAAGUCAAAUGUGCGUCACUGUCAUACAGCCACGAGAUGUACUUUUAAAGGUGAUACCAUCCAUAAAUGGUAAUUUCUAUCAGCAAAUUAAAUUUUUGAUUCAACGUGACUCGGUACAGCGCUAUGCAGAUGAACGCUAUUUCAAUGAAAGUUUUGUAUCAGUCAUUCGCGGACGAGUUUUGACCGAAGAUGGUUCACCGCUUACGGGUGUGCGUAUUGCAGAGGCAAGGCAUCCAACAUUGACGGGUUUCACGUUGAGUCGUAGUGAGGAUAAUGGAGGUGCUUUUGAUCUAGUAGUUAAUGGUGGCAAAACAAUAACUUUGCAGUUUAUGAGAAAGCCGUUUGAAAAGCUGGAAAAGAGUUUCUACAUACCGUGGAAUGAGAUUGUUUAUGUGGGUGAUAUAACGAUGCGAUUGGGGCCGGCGGCGGUAGUUGUAAAUGAACGACAGGGAAUCAGUGAAAAGUGCCGACAGUAUCACGCUAUCAAUCGCUUAGCUCCUGCCAUAUUCGCAUCGUGGCAUACAAACCAGUAUUCCGGGAAACUUACCUCUUCAUCAUAUAGUGUUCAACUGCUAGCUGACUCCGGAAAAUCCUUCGAUUCCAUUCAGAUACCUACCACGAAUGAAGUAUAUCUCGUAUAUGAUAGUUCAUUUGCUGAUGGCUAUCACAGUACGUUGAUUAUCGAGUUACUUCCAAGUCGCAUUCCGGAAGAAAUUCGUUUGGUUCAUCUAUCUGUCAAUGUUGCUGGCAAUCAUUUUCACACAGUUUUUUCGGCCAUGCCGAAUUUAACAUACACUUAUUCGUGGGAGCAGACGAAUGUUUACACUCAGACUGUAAACGGAUUGGUUAAUGCUAAGGUAUCGGUUGGAUACGAAUAUGAAGGCUGCAGCAGAAGCAUUGCUUGGAUUCAUCGCCUUGUGAAACUGGAAGGACAUCGUGCUAACCGUUUUAUGUUAGGCGGUUGGUCAUUGAGCAUCCACCAUCAUUACGAUAUCAUACACAAUGUACUGGAGAAAGGUGAUGGUGUAAAAGUGUUUUUGGAUGAAGCUGCUCCGUUAUUAAUAACAGUAGUUGGUAAUGACCAACAACGUCCCGUUAACUGCCCAUUUUGUGAUGCACUUGCAAAUGAUGCACGUCUUUUCCGUCCUGAUGCGUUAUGUGUGGGAAGUGAUGGUUCAUUGUACAUUGGUGAUUACAAUUUAAUACGUCGUUUGACACCCAACGGAAUGCUUGUUUCUUUGUUGGAGCUCAGCAUAUCGGAUACAGCACAUCCUUAUUACUUGGCUAUCGAUCCGCUGACUGAUUCUCUUUUUAUUUCGUUACCGAUACAUGCUCAGAUAUGGCAAGUAAAUAAAGAUAUAGAUAGUACAACAGAUCUAACAACAAAUUACAACGUGGUGGUUGGUGAUGGAAGUAUAUGUCCCAGUUCAAGUGAACGUUGUGGUGAUGGUGGGGCCGCAGAUUUGUCUCAGCUUACCUUCCCCAAAGGCAUUGCUUUUGACGAAUAUGGAAAUUUAUAUAUCGCUGAUAGUAGACGUAUAAGGAUUGUAGAUCGAGAGAGACAAAUCAAUACGUUGAUUGAAGAACGUGAGAAUGGACCACGUCCAUGUAUAGUUGAUUAUACGAAUUUGUCAGAUAUCAUUACUGUUUGGCCGACAUCACUUGCCGUGGAUAUGCUAAAUAAUAGACUCUACAUACUUGAUACAAAUGUGAUAUAUCGUAUAUCACUGGAUACUGGUAUGGGCACAGUGAUAGCUGGGACACUUACUGAAUGCGAGCAGAUGAAAACACUAGCAGGUGAUUUGUUACCACAACGACCAUUAACAGAAGCACGGUCCAUUGCUGUAGCACCAGAUUCUACUAUAUACAUUGUCGAAACAAACAACAAAAAAAUCAAUCAGAUUCGAGCUAUCUAUCCAGAUAAUCGUUCAAAAGUAGUAGCUGGAAAGUUGAGCAGAUGUGAUUGUGAUCGUACAAAUUGUCCAUGUGAAGAUCUUCAUUCAACUGUUGCAACUUCUGCUUUUCUUCAUUCUCCAUCGGCUGUGGCUGUUGAUUCAAAUGGAAUGGUGUAUAUCGCUGAUAAGGGCAAUUUUAAAAUUAAAAAACUUCAAAAACCUACUGCAAUGUAUGAUGAAAUAACUCAGCAAUACCGUAUCCACAGUCCUCAUACUAAAGAAAUUUACAUAUUUAACAAGGCCGGUCUCCAUAUGAGCACUGUUAAUCUUCUUACUGGCGACACUAUAUUCACUUUCACAUACGACGUUGACACACGUCUUGGUCGUUUGUCGCAAAUAACUGGUACUGGUGGACAUAUUUUGCGAGUUCAUCAAACAGAUGAUGGAAAAACUCUACUGGAGACAGCAACAGGACUUGAAACAGUAUUGAAUUUUGAUCAGUUUGAUGGAACACUAUCAAAGAUUACAUUUCCCAGUGGUGAAAGUACCAAAUUCUCGUACUUUCCUGGUCAUCUUCUUCGCUGUCGUGAAAUACUUAAUCGAAAUUGGUGCUUUGAAUAUGACGAAUUUGGCCGUGCUAAGGCACUGUUGAAUCCAGCCGGAAUCUAUUAUUCAGUAGUAAGACGUGACGUUAUAUAUAGCAAUUUAGUAACAACAGUGGCAAGAAAUAAUGAACCAUAUACGGUUUACAAAUUUUCAAAUAGGAAAUUCACAGAAGAAGGUACGCAGGAUCAACAAGUAACGGUGCUCGAUGAAGGUCUGUCAAUUGUCGCCUUUGGCGCUCGAACCCAUUUCGAUGGUGUAACGCAUCCUCUGUUAGAACCGCAUGAAACAGUAAUUUUGAAGCGGAAGAUAACUCUUCCGGAAGCUACAGACCCUCCAAGACGUGAACUAAAUUUGCGCUUUGAAUGGCGUGGCUAUAUACGUCGCAAGGAAUCCGGUAGACGUGAUCCGGAGAAGUGGCGUCGUGUUCAGCAGGUCGGAAAGAGACCGAGGAUCAAUGGACGUAAUGUGUUCACAAUUGAAUACGACUGUGAUAACAGACAAGAUACUGUUCGGAAUAGCCUUGAUGAAGAAGUACUCACUGUCCAGUAUAACGAUGCUGGUCAAAUUACCUCUUUUAUUCCACUGACACCACGUGAACAACCUCAUAUAGAUGCUAUGAAAAUUAUGCAUGAUUCGUUGGGAAGGCCAAGUCAAAUAACUUGGGGAGCUUUAACUAUUGUUUUUGAAUACGAUCGAUUAAAUCGAAUUAUCCUGAUGUCAGCAAUUACAGGAGGUGCCAGCUACCUUGAGCGGAAAUUCUUUUAUCAGAAGGAAAACCAGUUAAUUCCUUCAAUUGUACAAAUGCCAUCUGGAGAAAAAUAUCGCUGGCGUACGGAUCGUGUUGGCGGUAUCACUUUUCUGAAAACCCCAGCUGGUAUCGUGCAUCACUUCAUGCAAUAUGCUGUCUUUGAUCGAGUUUGUCGACAGCGUACCGUUUUAUUUUCCAAUGCAUCUUACGUCGCUUGUUUGAGCGAUGACGGAUGGUUGCUGGAUUAUCGGACGCCGGAUCGUUUGCAUUCAUUAAUUGUGACACGUGAUAUAUAUGGAAGAGUGAUACAAAUAACUUCAGAUGCCGAAAAUACCUUCUUCAAAUAUGGAGGACCAAAUGGAAACUUGCAGUUGCAGGAAGUUAGCAACAGUUUCCUGAAGAGAACAUAUAAGUGGCAAGGUGUGAUACAGUCUAUUGUUCGUGAAGCGCAUAUGGUUGUCACCCAUUCAAAUCGUCGUUUUGGCGAAAGUUUCGUUGAGUUUUUGUACGAAUAUGAUGAUUUUUUCCGAUUAAUAACAGUAACAAUUAUUUAUAAUGCUAUGCGUUUGCAACCACAAAAAUAUCAAUAUGAUUCUCGACAAGGGCGCUUAACAAAACUCAAUAAUUUUGUCUUCUUAUAUGACUUAUGCACACGUAGAAUAAUGGGUGAAACGUUAGUGAUGGAAAUUUUCUGUAAUAGUGCGAAUGAGGAAAUCAUGCGAACGUUGAUAAUUAACGAGCUGAAAGUUGUGGAGAUGAGGGUGACAAGACAUUCUCUUGGUUGGGUUGAAGCCGUUGACUGGACCAUUAUUGGGGAGAAGCGGCCAACCGAAAAACGAACAUUCAACAUGGAUGGACAGUUGGUACAGUAUACAAUUGGUGAAGCAGAUGAUCUUCGAUGGACACUUCAUUACGAUUUAGAUGGACGUCUAAAAGCUAUUAAUGAUGCAAAAAUAUUAUUUUCCAAUGGAAAGUUGAAAAAUGUAGAUCAGGUAGACUAUACGGUGAAUGCGAAUGGUUGGACGCGAAGUCGUGGUAAAGUGUAUUUCGAAUACGAUGUGUAUGGUCGAGUGCAUCGUAUCUAUCAGCGAGGCUUGAUGGAUGUUGAAUACGGUUAUGACGAUCGUUCACGUAUAAUUUGGAGAAGAGUGGGUGACGAGCAAUUCCAGCGCUUCUUUUAUGCAAUACCUGAUCGACCAUAUCUCUUGACACAUUUCGUCUCAACAAACGAAACACCAUCAACUAUUUUAUAUGACGACCGAGAUGUCCCAUUUGCUUUCUACCGCGGUGAUAAAUAUCAUGCUUUGUUUGUGGAUAUUGAUGGUUCUGUUCGUUUCAUAUUUGCAUCGGAUGGUACUAUGGUGAAGGAAAUUAUUCGUAACCCUCUUGGUGCAACUAUUGUGGACAGUAAUGAUAGUUUCUAUUUCCCACUUGGUUAUCGUCAUCAAUUCGAUGAUCCGCUUACUGGCAUUGUAAUUCUGGGACCAGAAGCACGGCCAUAUGAUACAUUUGUGGGACGUUUCAUGUCCAUUUCCAUUUCCUUUGUCACUUCACCAAUGGAUAUUUUUGCUCCUGAAUAUGAAAGUGAUCCUUUUCGUGUAAUACCAACUGAAUCGAAUUUGCUGCGACAUUUCCCAGUUGAUCUCGAAAAAUGGAUGGAAAUGUGUGGAUUUUCUCUUUCACAAGUGCUCCCUUCUACACCGAAUCCCAUCCAAAAUGACGGUCUUAAGAAGUUGCUGCAACUACCUGAUAGCCUAUGUACAAUUACCGCCACUCACGUCCUCUCUUCAUCAUUUUGCUCAUUGAUUCAUAAAGUGAAGCAUUUCAAGCAGUUUCUUACUGCCACAUCACCUGUACUCCUACCAUUUUCUCAUCCUCCACUUUUCGUCCUCUUCGAUAAACCGUCAUACAGCUCCAGCGACUCACUUGGUUUUCGCGGAUUGACAUUUAUAAAGCGCCCAUCAGAUAAGUUUGAGGUGAUUGGGCACUCUUUGAAAGAAGACGAAAAGUUGAAUGCUUUGAGGAUACUGCUAGUUGGCAGCUCCUUCCUGAAUAUUAUGAAUAUGCAUUUAUCUGGAGAGCUUGUGCAAAUCCAUUUUACCACAAACAUAACUUCCGAUAAAAUCCCACUGGAAGAACUGGCAAGAUUUUUCAAUAUUUCAAAUUUUAACCAACAGUUAACACUCUAUGCUGGAAACACUCAACUCAUAUUUCAUUAUAGCAAUGAUUCGGAAGCUGUUAGAUCUGAAUUAAUUCGUGAACAGACUCUCGAAAUUGGUAAAAUAAUUUGGAAUGAUGAAGUAGAACGUGCUCGUUACGGUACCAUUACUCGACAUUCAUGGACCGAAUCCGAAUUGUCACAGUUGCACUCAAAAGGGCUCGUAAGUGGUUAUGAACCUAAGUUUCGUCCAGGUAAGUCGGUGCCUGUUCUUUGGAACACUUAUUUAUGGACAUUUCAAAGGGUAGCUGCUUGA
Molecule: messenger RNA, 7314 nt
Organism: Brugia pahangi
Lineage: Eukaryota; Metazoa; Nematoda; Chromadorea; Rhabditida; Onchocercidae
Source: the annotation of a GenBank genome assembly